ACAGCAAGAAAUUAGUAAGUUUUUAGUGUUGGUUUUUUUUUUUUAGCUAGUGCUUUAAAACCACUACACCUGGAAUUCUUCUGGGGUUUGUGAAAAACUGGAAAUUGGAGGAUUAACAGCUAGGUGUGAAAACACCAUUGGUACUACAGAGACUUGCUUGGAGUUUGUUAAUCUUUUAUUCCAUUGCAGUGAUAUGUGGAAAAAUUCAUAAAUCAUGCUCUUACAGCCACAAAAUGUCUGUGUUUAAAAUUUGUGGGUAAAGGUAAUCUGAGGUCAGAAGAAUCCUGGGAUUGUUACCAGACUUUAAAAACUGUAUAUGAAAUGCAAUAAAAAAGAUGAUGGAUUCAAUAACAGUUGCUCUUCAGUUUUUCUUCUGCCCUACAUUCUUUUUCUCUAUCAAAAGUUCUGUUUUUAUUUAUGCAUAGUUUCUUAUAAAUGUUCUUGAAGGAGAAGUGGAAAUCCUUACAUGUUUUCUUUACAGGGCCUUCUGUCUUUACUGCCUCAGGUCAGUGUUGUAUUUGAAGUGAAAUCAAAGUAGUUAAUCACUUCUUAGAACAUGAUUUUUUAUAUUUUUAUUUGGUUUUUAUAUUUUUUAGAGCCUCUCCUUUUUAGCAUGCCGUUCCAAAAUUGCUUUAAUUCCUGUUGAACUCCUCUGAACUUGUUCCAGUUUGUGUUUUUAAAAUACAGUGCUGAAUAUACUUUCCUUGGUUGAGACAUAACCAGUUCUGAGAUGAUGGGAAUAAUGUCUCAUGCACUGUGGAGAAAAUCUGCUUUGAAGGAGCUUUGUGUAGAGCCUGUAGGACUUGUUGAUGUGAUACAGAGCGUGUAGAUAAAAUAUCUGUUUGCCUUUCUAAAGGCUCACUUUCUCCAACUGACUGCGUUGCCUGCUACCUGAACACUGUGUUCUGCAGUGAUUGUGUCAAUCACCAGUCUAAUUUGGGUGAUUUUCCCAGAAUCUGGCAUGAAUACAGUGACAUUCUCCAUUUGUGCUGUAUCUAUCUGCAGUCUUGUGCUGUCCACACAAUCUCCAUCCAUCAUUUGUGCACAGAUGUGCUGUAUUCUUGAGCUAUGUAUUAAAGCUCUGAAUGUUGAUAGAGUGCAUGAAUGCUUGACCUAUUAACCUUACAACUGAUGGAAAAAAUAUCCAACUAUCUUCUUUUUCUCUUGGAAAAUGAACCAGCAGAAAACCCAGCUGACACAACACCAACAAAACGCCUCGUAGUCCCUAAAAAGAUACUUAGUUUUUAUACCACAUGAGACUGUUGAACAAUACUUCAAUUUAAACAACUAUUUCUACUUACACUGUGAUAGUGAUGAUUUAUCAUUGAAUCACAGAAUGGUGUGGGUUGGAAGGGACUUGAAGAACACCCAGUCCAAGGGAAGGGACAACCUCCCACCAGACCAGGCUGCUCCAAGCCCCAUCCAGCCUGGCCUUGGACACUUUCAGGGACAGGGCAGCCACAGCUGUUUUGGGCAACCUGUGCCAGGGCCUCACUACCCUCACAGGGAAGAACUUCCUAACAUCCAGUCUCAACCUACUCUCUUGUGAACAGUCCCUUUCCAUCAUUUCUGCAUUAAUGAAAGUUUAUCCAGCCUAUAAACUGUUUUAACUGAAGUCAAUUAGCUCUAUCAACAUUUUAACAUCUUAUGAAGACCAUAAAGGUUUCUGGAUCAUCCUUAAUUUACAUCUCACGAUUAUAGACCCUGCUAAAAGAUGGAUGAUGAUGACUUUGGAGGAUUUGAGGCAGCAGAGAGUUACGAGUUUGGAAACGGUGAAAAGCAGACCACAUCACCUGCUAUUGCUUGGGCAGCAUUUCCAACAGAUUCAAGCAGAUAUUCCAGUUGCCUCUUCAAAUGUAAUUGAAGACAAGACUUUAGCUGAUGUUGAGAUAAAGAGAACAAAUGAACCUAAGAGCUGCCUUCAACAAGCGGUUGCAAACCUCGAAAUCAAGCUUUGCAGUGCUGAGGAAGAAAAACUAAAAAUCAAACAGGAAUUGGAAUAUUUGCUGGAAAAACAUAGUGUGCUAGAAAUGGAUUUCUUGAAGGAAAAAAAAGAAAAUGUGCUUGCACAUCAAGAUCAUUACAAGACACUCCAGGAAAAGCAUAAGCAGGAAUUAGAAGACAUGAGAAAAGCUGGACAUGAAGCCCUAACUAUUAUUGUUGAAGAAUUCAAGGCACUGCUAGAAUCUACAGUUCAGCAGCAAGAAGCAGCUCUUGAAAAGCAGUAUAUAUUAACCAUUGAAAAGCAUUCUCGCAAAUGUGAAGACCUCCUUGAUGCUCAGCAUCAGCGACUUCUUGACAUUUUGGAAGCAGAAAAGGAAGUGUUAUCACAAAAGAUAGAAGAAGCUAUGAUGCAGCAGUCGCAAAAGCACAAGGAAGUGCUGGACAAAUGUUUGGAUGAAGAAAGACGGAGAAGCAAGGAGGCUCUGGCAGCUGCUGCAAAGGCUGAAAAUGAAGUAGUGCAGGAAGCUGUUCUGAAAGCAGUAAAGGAGGAGAGGAGAAAUAUGGAGAAGAUGCAUGCAGAAGAAAGAAAACUGUGGGAAGCAGAACGUGAUAGUCAUAGAGAGAAGAUUGCCCAGGCUGUUUCAGAAGCCAUGGAAGAGCAAAGAAAGCAGAAUCGGGAAAUUGUCAAGAAAGCGUUAAUGGAGGAGCAGAAACGAGGUGAAAAGGCAAUUGAAGAAGCAGUAAAAAGAACAAGAGAAGAACUGAUGGAAUAUAUUAAAGAGCAGAAGAGGCUUGAUGAAGUUGUCCGUCAGAGAAAUCUGCAUAGUUUGGAACUUUUCCUUUCAUGCGCACAGAAACAGUUAAACGUUUUAUUAAAGGAAGAGUCAACCCCAGAGGAAAACAGAGACUGACAUUCUCAGUGCUGAUGAUACAGUGUGUCUUGUGAAGCUGCAAAUCUCCAUCUAGCAAAUGAUGAAUAUAUUCCAAUCUUUUUGGAUUGUAUCAUUGAGUCAAGAUUGAUCUGAAAUGCUUGAUAGAAAUGUUUGUGGAUGAUGUUCUUCUAUUUAUUUAUUUAUUUCACUACUAUAAUCAGAUAGCAAAUAUGAGAAGGAAAAAAAUCCUUGGAAAAUAAUUUGUUUUAUUUAGGAUUUUUAGGAUUUUGCUGUCAUUAUAUUUUCCAGUAGCCCAUGGUAGAAAUUCUAGAUAACUGCAGCAAUGACGAAAACAUUUCUCUGUUGUGUCUUAAAUUUGUUAACAUGAUUCACCAUUAUUUUUGAUAUUUCAAAACAUGGAGACAAACAUUUAGUUGAUUAUAGGUACAAGUCCAUCUCUAUUUCCAAAGUAGUAUUCCAAGUCCAUUGCCUCAGGAGAGCCUGAGUAGCUUAUUAUUUCUUACUGCUUUGAUGUAUAACAAUAGAAUCAGUACUGAAACAUAAGUGUGUUGUCAGGCAUUUCUUAAGUCAUGUAUAAAAAAAUCCAGCUCUAGGAACAUGAAAAUUUAAAAACAAAACAUUUUAAAUUUAAAAAUAAAAAAGUGCAUCUCUUUAGGGUAGCACAAAAUAUUGCCAUGACCAAAGUAUAGUAUGUUUUUUAUUUCUUUCUUUUAUUUUACAGAGCUAAUGCAAUUCCAAAGUAAUUUUCUCAUGAAAUUAUGAUUAAUGUGACUGACCUCAGUUUCAGGAAGAAGAUGUAUGUAAUUAUGUGGAGACUGAUACUGCACUGCCUCAGUGGAGUUUCUGACAGAAUAAGGAGUAGCUUGCUGACCUCACAUGCCCUUUCUAAGUGUAUUGGAUGAAGCAGAAAAAAUCCCCACCAAUAUUAUUGGACUUUGGGUCACUCAUAGGUCUUUCUAGUCUUGCUAACAGCAGAUGGAGUGGAAUUUCUGUGCCUACGCUCUAUGGAUUGUAGAAUUGGGGUCUUAGUCAUAGAAGAGCUCUGAAUGAAAUAAGGGAAAAUAAGUGUUCAUGCUCACAUAUGUAAAUAAACUAAGAAUGAUCUCUCUUGUGGUGAGGUUAUGGGCAUUUUUUAAGUGUGGUUCCUGUUAUUCUGAGGUGUUUUGGGGUUUUUUUUGUUUAGCAGAUUUUUUUUAUCAGCACUUUUCAUAAAUUUCUUUCUUACAAUAACAAGGAACACCAGAUGGUUGCAUAUGUAUUUGGUAGUAUGAAAUAUGUAUUGCAGAUAGUUAAAGUUUUUUAUUUAAAUCAUUUUCUGUGCUUCAUUUUUGUAAUCAAACCCAAAGGUUUUGUCUUUUGUAUACACAAGGGUUCACUGAAGAAGUAAACAGUGCUGGUUUUACUAGAUAUUGGCCUUACCCUGCAAAUGGAUUAAAAUCCAGUCUUCUAUUUUAUACUUGAUUGACUGAUCAAUUUCCAUUUUUUCUGGCAGACAAGAAAAAUCUUUAGUGUUAACGAGUUGUUGCCUACUCAUUUUCUGUUCCUAAAUCAGUGAAAUUUUGUCUCUGUAACUGCACCAAUGAUGACACAGGUGCCCCCAUGGCGUAUUUUUGGAUGUUGAGAUACUGUAAAAGGAGAUUGAUUGCAUAGUGCUUUCUCACAAUGUGUACAUUUAAUUGUGGAAAUCUGGUAUGAGCCGAUUUCUCAAUGAACUUGUUGGUUUUGUUCUAGACCUGUACAUGAAACUAUAUUCCUUUUUUAACUAAAGACAUCCAAGUGUUCCCCUUCAAAGCCAGAGCCUUAGAUGUCUGUCAGCCUUCUCCUAAUAAAGAGAUCUGUAUUCUGACUUGCAACACUAUUAAAAGCACUUUUAGGAGAAGUUUAUGAUUGGAGUCAGAAAGAUUUCACUGGCAACUGUGUUGUAUCUUUCCUAUUAGAUCAAAUGUUAUUCAGUUCAGCUCUUGAAUAUUGUGAUAAGUCACAAAGAAAGAACUGUAUGUAUUUUUUUCUUA
Molecule: messenger RNA, 4849 nt
Organism: Parus major (Great Tit)
Lineage: Eukaryota; Metazoa; Chordata; Aves; Passeriformes; Paridae
Gene: CCDC91
Product: coiled-coil domain containing 91
Exons: 12
Coding region: 1719-2855 (378 amino acids)
Biological process (GO): Golgi to lysosome transport
Cellular component (GO): trans-Golgi network
Source: RefSeq, a predicted model, not a curated record